Molecule: messenger RNA, 606 nt
Organism: Aspergillus ochraceoroseus IBT 24754
Lineage: Eukaryota; Fungi; Ascomycota; Eurotiomycetes; Eurotiales; Aspergillaceae
Exons: 1
Coding region: 34-435 (133 amino acids)
Source: RefSeq, a predicted model, not a curated record
CGCAACCACGCCUAAUCGGUUCAAGCACUCCCGAUGGCACCCAAAGACACGCUGCUGUCCCUUGAUCUGGGGCUUCAGGAUUGCUUGUACAGAAUACGCCGUGACGACAAAGGCAACAGAAGGGUUAUCUAUGUUACGGUUAAGGACCUGGAUAUCAUUCCAGAGGAAUCGCGAACAUACGGCCCCGGGAGGAAUACGGGAAUUAUCCCAGCUCGCCAUGGAGAUAUCAACAGGGACAACAUAUUUAUCACCAACGACGGAGUCAGGUUCAUUGAUUUCGAGGAAUCUUGUGUCAACUCUGCCGGGAGCAAUGAAGGCUGGGAUAGGACGAAGAGCGAGGAAAUGCAGAGCCUAGCUGAGAACUUAUCGGACAGUUCUGGCAAGGGGCGCCCGUGGACGACCAUCAACAGCCUCCCAAGUUGCUCAAAUCCUUAAAAACUUGGCCUAUCGAAGCAAAAAAAACCCAAUGAUCGGGGCUAUCAUUGAUCAAGAACCAGAUCAAGGUAAUAAUAUGUCAAACUUGACCGAUAGACCAAAGAGGUGUCUAGACGAUUAUUACGUUCCUGAUACAGCAUAAUGUUUGGUCAACAUAAUACUAUUCAAUAG